Verticillium alfalfae VaMs.102 is the source of this 2520-nucleotide messenger RNA. RefSeq names its product SEY1. NCBI's taxonomy places the organism in Eukaryota, Fungi, Ascomycota, Sordariomycetes, Glomerellales, Plectosphaerellaceae. Gene Ontology annotation, cellular component: endoplasmic reticulum. The record is from RefSeq and is a predicted model, not a curated record. The coding region runs from base 1 to 2520 and encodes 839 amino acids. The transcript is spliced from 4 exons. Gene Ontology annotation, biological process: endoplasmic reticulum membrane fusion. Gene Ontology annotation, molecular function: GTP binding; GTPase activity.
AUGAACGGUCACUUUGCUUCGGUUGGCGCUGAGCCGGGCGCUCAGGAUUAUGAGCAUGGCGUCCAGGUCAUCGACGAUCAAAAGGAGUUCAACUCCCAGCUCAAUGACUACCUCCGGCAGGUUCACACUGCCGAGUCGGGUUUCAACUACCACAUCAUUUCCGUCUUUGGUUCGCAAUCGACGGGCAAGUCGACCCUCCUGAACAACCUAUUCGGAACCCACUUCUCUGUCAUGUCCGAGUCAGAGCGCCGCCAGACCACCAAGGGUAUCUGGAUGUCGAAGAAUAAGAAGGAAACCGGCAUGGCAGAAAACAUUCUUGUGAUGGAUGUCGAGGGUACCGAUGGCCGCGAGCGCGGCGAAGACCAGGACUUCGAGAGGAAGAGCGCCCUGUUUGCGCUUGCGACUAGCGAAGUCCUGAUUGUCAACAUUUGGGAGACGCAAGUUGGUCUUUACAACGGAGCCAACAUGGGCCUGCUCAAGACUGUUUUUGAGGUCAACCUCCAGCUCUUCCUCAAGGAUAAGCAAUCGAACCUCCGAUCUCUCCUCUUCUUCGUCAUCCGCGACCACCUGGGGGUUACCCCUCUGUCAGCCCUGCGCAACACCCUGAUCCAAGAUCUGUCGAAGAUCUGGUCGUCCAUAUCCAAGCCCCAGGGCCUCGAAAACUCCCGCAUCGAAGACUAUUUCGAUUUCGGCUUCGCUGCUCUCCCGCACAAGAUUCUCCAGGCCGACAAGUUCGUUACCGAGGUCCAGAACCUGGGAACCCGGUUCACUGCUGGACACCGCAAGGGCACCGGCGACGAAGAGUUCGACGGCGGCGUCUUCCUCCCCGAGUACCACCGACGCAUCCCCGCCGACGGCUUCUCGAUCUACGCUGAGGGUAUCUGGGACCAGAUUGUCAACAACAAGGAUCUCGAUCUGCCUACGCAACAGGAGCUGCUCGCUCAAUUCCGAUGCGACGAGAUUUCCAGAGAAGUCCUCAUCGGCUUCGACGAAGCCAUCGGGCCCCUCGAGGAGAAGCAAGCGGAUGCGACGCGCAAUGGGAAAACGGCUGUGCUCGCGCUCCUCGGCGAGACUGGCAGCGGCGCACGGGACAAAUGCCUGAGGGCGUUCGAGGUCCAAGCCAGCAGGUACCACAAGGGUGUCUACACGAGGAAACGACAGGACCUGGAGAGCAAGAUCGACGCGCGCCUCAAGUCUUUGUUCAUGGCCCACCUCACGGCGGCGCACAAGUCUGGCAUUGAUUCUUUCAGCAACGCCGUGUCGACGGCUGUCAAGGCUGGUCAAAAGUCCGGUGCAGCUUACGAGUUUGCGGAAAUUGUCACCGAAGAAAAGGCCAAGACACUCGAAUUCUUCAAGAAGGAGGCACAAAGUCUUGCGAUCCAAGGCGUUCCUUGGACCAACUUCAAGCCGCAGUACAUGCUCUACGAGAAGGAGCUUGACGAGGUCAGCAGUAAAUUGCGCAAGGAGGAGAUGCGCCGCUUGGCCACGCGGGUCGAGCGCUGGGUCAAGUCGCGACUCGGAGAAGCGGUUGGCGUCGAAUUCAACAAGCUCGGCUCCGGGCGUGCUGGUUCGGGCGCCCCUGAAGAAGGGGACAAGCCUGCCGAAAAGGAUCUCUGGGACCGCAUUUGGACAGUCUUUGUGGACAUUGUCAAGGAGGCUGAGACGAGGUUCUCAGAGAGGGCAAAGUCUUUCGAGGCUACGCAGGAGGAAAUGGAUAUUGGUCUCUGGAGACUGCGUCGCAAGAGCUGGGUCGCUCUCCGAGAAAAGGUCGAAGAGGAGGUCAUGGAGGGCAACAUACUCCUGAAGCUCAGGGAAAACUUCGAGGACAAGUUCCGUUAUGACGAGGUUGGCGUCCCCAGAAUUUGGUCGCCUACGGAUGACAUUGAGGGCAUUUAUACCAAGGCGCGGGAGUCUACCCUGACCUUGGUCCCUCUCUUGUCCAGAUUCCGUCUGUCAAAGACGUACGCGCCGCCCGAUCUCCCCGAGUGGAUCGGCGCUCAGCCGCGCGGUGUUGAGGCGGGCGACGAGGAAGAUCUCACUCCGAUCGGCGGCGUCGACGAAGAGGACGGCAAGAGCCUUGAGGAGGAAAUGACCGUGCUCAGCGAGAGCAAGCGCCAGGAUCUUGUUAUUCGCUUCAAGAAGACGGCUGAUGGUGUGUAUGUGGAGGCGAAGCGAAGCGCCAUUGGCGGCGUGGCCCAAGUACCGCUGUACUUUUACGCCCUGCUUUUGGCGCUGGGAUGGAACGAGAUUUGGGCUGUCGUCCGCAAUCCGUUCCUCUUCAUCUUCCUCAUCAUGCUGGCCGGUGGCACUUAUGUAGCUUACACGAUGAACAUGCUCGGCCCCAUGAUGCAGAUGGCCAACGCGGCAGCGACCCAAGGCGUCGACAUUGGCAAGCAGAAGCUGCGGGACUUUAUCGUCAACUCGGACAUGGCGCGCCAGGGCGCUCAACGUCCCGGAGCGGGACAGCGACUCUGUCCUCCUCGACAGGCUCGACUCCAAGGGCAAGAAGCAGCGAGCUGA